AUGGAGCUCCGGCAGCAGGAGCUUCGUGCCAAAGCAAGGCCCCCAGAAGCGAUCUUCACGCUGCUGGUAGGUUCCGUCCUCGUGGAAGUUAUGGCCUCGGACAGGGUCUCGACGGUCAUCGAGCAGCUUGCCAGAAGGAUUGGAGCGAACUCGGCCUUAGUCAGCAUCACCCAGGAGGGCCAAGACUUGCCGAAGGAGGCGACUCUCUCGGAGCUCGGAGUUUCAGCAAGCUCCAAGCUCUCUUGCAGGCUGCAAGGUUUCCAAGUGUAUGUCAAGAUGCUGACAGGAAAGGCUCUCACCUUGCAAGUGGAAGGAAGUGACACCAUCGGCAACUGUAAAGAAUUGCUCUGGCGCCGGGAAGGCUUCCCUCCCGUACAGCAGCGCCUGAUCUUCGCCGGGACGCAGCUGGACGACGCGCGGACUGUGGCAGAAUGCGGCAUCGAAGCGGAGUCAUCGCUACAUUUGGUCUUGCAUUCGGGUUGCGGGAAGUGCGAUGAGAUCCUGGGGCGGCAGGGCUUCGAAGUGCUGUCUGACAAGAUCGUCUUCGAGGAUGGAAGUUCCUGGAAUCUCGAUGGUGGUUGGGACAGGCCGCCGGCCAACAGCGAUGAUGAGCAAACGCGAAAGAUGUCGUCGUUUUCCUCCAAGGAAGA
Molecule: messenger RNA, 650 nt
Organism: Symbiodinium necroappetens
Lineage: Eukaryota; Dinophyceae; Suessiales; Symbiodiniaceae
Source: the annotation of a GenBank genome assembly